GAGAGACACCAAAUUGGGGUUGCAUGUAUGAGAUUCACACACGCCGAAAAUACGAGACACCAAGGUUGCAGACACGGAGAGAGAGAGAGAGAGAGAGAGAGAGAGAGCCCCAUCUCGAUCGAUCAGACCCGACCCGACAGAGCUUGACCAUUAGCCGAAAUCCGAUGAAGCUAUCGACGGCCAUGUUCUCCUCCGUCAGGGCAGCCUCCCGUCCUCAGCCCGUCCCUUCUUCCUUCCCCUCUCCCUUCUGCAAGAACUUCACCUCCCCGAAGGGAUCGAAAUCGACUGUCAGCUUCCCACUGACGCGUCCCAUUUCAUCAAACGGGAAGCGGAGCCUCUCCGCCUCUUUGAGCUCUGACGCCGGCAGUGGAGUCCCUCAGUCAUCCUCUCAGGGGGCUGAAUCAUUUCUCAGGAGUGUCCUUCAGAGCAUGGAGACUGUGUAUCUCUACCGGAAUCCUACCGCUAGAGCCGUGCUGGAGCUUGUUCGGUCCGCCGGGGAAGAUCAGAUUUGCUAUGAUCAUCUCGCAUUCAGGACUUUCGGGGUGAAUGGUCAUGGAAUCGACUCAAUGGCGAGCUUUUUCCUGGACUACGGGUACACUCAACAGGAGGAAUUGCGAUUUCCAGCAAAGAAACUGAGGGCCCUGUGGUUCUCACCUCCUAAAUUCUCUCCUGGACGUGGGGGCAGUGGUGUACAUGGGCCCCUUCCAAGAGCCUUCAUAUCUGAACUUCUCGUCGAUCAGAUGAGUCCACAAACACAGGACAUAAUUAGGAAAUAUGUCAGGAUCUCCGGUAAUGGGAACAAACAUGCAGCUCUUGCAAGUGCGUUGGGAACGUUAACGUGGGAAAAGCCCUUGCAUUCUGAAUUUCAGCAAUUAGCAAGGGAAAGCGAAUAUGCUGCAUGGACCCUUGUGAAUGGGUAUGCACUGAACCAUGUGACCAUAUCUGUUCAUCGGCUGAAAUCAAACUUGAAAGGCAUCAAUAACCUAAACAAAUUUUUCGAAGAUAACGGCUUCAAAUUGAACUCAGAAGGAGGGGUUCUGAAAGUUAGCCCCGAUGGUCUUCUCCAGCAAAGCUCAACGGUUGCGGACUCAUUCCCUUUCCAAUUUUCAGAUGGUGUCAUUGAAAGAGUCCCAUGUUCGUACAUUGAGUUCGCUGAAAGACUUGUGCUGCCUCAGUUUAAGAAUCUACCGGAAAAUGAGGUUAAAGAGUUUCAUAGGAGGGAUGGCUUUGAGGUUGGGAAUGCCGACAAGAUUUUCGAGAGCACGUCGAAGGAGCAGUUAACUCGGAGAGCCGCUUAAGAACCGACUAGUAAAUAAAGAGAUGCCAAUAUUAAUUGGCUGUACAAAAUGUUGGCGCAUAGCCAUGGAUGUAUAUACGCUAGCUCUGACAUUAAAGAUCAAGUAGUGCUUGUGUUUAAGUCAAAUGAAAUGUUACGAAGAUGAUUACGUCCAA
Molecule: messenger RNA, 1452 nt
Organism: Punica granatum (pomegranate)
Lineage: Eukaryota; Viridiplantae; Streptophyta; Magnoliopsida; Myrtales; Lythraceae
Source: RefSeq, a predicted model, not a curated record